Ichthyophthirius multifiliis is the source of this 909-nucleotide messenger RNA. RefSeq names its product tyrosine aminotransferase, putative. Gene Ontology annotation, biological process: biosynthetic process. Gene Ontology annotation, molecular function: pyridoxal phosphate binding. The transcript is spliced from 2 exons. The record is from RefSeq and is a predicted model, not a curated record. Lineage: Eukaryota; Ciliophora; Oligohymenophorea; Hymenostomatida.
AUGGGUUUAUAUUAUCUUUUAUUAGCGACAGCUAAUCCUGGCGAUAAUAUAUUAGUACCAGAACCUAGUUAUCCAUUUUAUCAUAAGAAUGCACCAAGUAUUGGUGUCUAAAUACGUCCGUAUUAAUUAUUGCCUUAAUAAAAUUGGGAAAUAGAUUUUGAAUAAUUAGAAAAAUUAAUUGAUUAAAAAACACGUUUUUUAUGGAUAGUUAAUCCUUCUAAUCCCUGUGGUUCAAUUUUUAGCGAACAACAUAUGUCUGAAAUAUUUUCUUUUUGCAAAAAAAAAUCUAUUUUUAUAAUAAGUGAUGAGGUUUAUUGGAAUGAGUCGUUUUCUGAUUAAAAAUUUAUCUCUUUUGGACAUUUUUAAUAAGAUGAUGUUCCUGUAGUAGUGAUAGGUGGCUUUGAAAAGACAUUUUUAGUACCAGGAUGGAGUUUUUCAUGGAUUAUUUUUUUUGAUAAAAAUUAUAAGUUAAAAAAUAUUAAAUUUGGAGUAGAUUCUAUUUAUUAAAUUUUUCUAAAUCCAUGCUCGUUUUUAAUACAUUCUGUACCGGAAAUUUUAGACACAUUGACAGCCGAUUAUACAAAAAACUAAAUGGUACAUUUUGAGGAAAACUAUAAUUUUUUAUUCAAAUAAUUAAAAGAAAUAUAAGGUCUUUAACCAAUAAAGUCUUAAGGAACAUUUUAUUUAGUAGUUUUGAUUUAAUUGGAGUUUUUUCCAGAUUUUAAAAAUGAUUAAGAAUUUUUGUAGGGAUUAUUAAAUCAAGAAAAUAUUUGUAUAUUAAACUUAAGUUCGUUUAAUGGAAAAUAUCAAGGGUUUAGGAUGCUUACUUGUGCGACUAUAGAUGGACAUUAUAAUUAAUUUAUUGUAAGAAUAAAAAGAUUUUGCAUAUAACAUUAUAAUAAGGUUUGA